ACUACAGGGCGUGAUUGUUAUGUAUUAACACAUGCUCCAGUCGUUUUAAUUAAAUUUUAUUGACAUCGCAAUAUUUGAUUAAAAUAUUUCUAGAUUAGCAAUAGUUUUGUUUAUGUUCUUGCAACUACAUAUUGAUCAGGCGUCGUCGUAAGACGAAAAUGAGACUGUGUAUCAUUGGCCUUAUUCUUGUGUUAUCUACUCUCAAGUUAACCUCAAGCUCACCUCCGCAAGAUGUGCUAAUAAAAGUAGAACAAUUAAAACAGCAAAUAAAAGAGAAACUGGCAAAAUUACACGACUACCGACACCCGCCACCAACCCGGAACGAAGACAAAAUUACCCCCAUACUCAAGCAACCACCGAAAAAGCUCAAAAUCAAAGCUAUAAAACGAUAUAGAAAAAAAGCUAUGGAAAAGUAUCAAGAUCACAUGCGCAAAAUCAAGCAACAACAAGCAGCUUUUGACAGCAAAGAGCCGAACACUACACCUGGCGUGAACAAUCUUGACACUUUAAAAUAUAGAGAAUUUAAUAUAACAUCGACCAUAGACAAUGUUAAUGACAAAAUAUUUCCUAUUAUUGCAAACACAACCAAUGAAUUGAAUGUUCGUAAAAUAGGAGGGCGUAGGUCUAUAAUGCACAACUAUUAUAGGCAUUUAAAUGAAUUUAAGUGCAAGGAGAAUAAAUGGGUGUUGUGUCAUGGACAAAUUACGCCGUUUCUGAUUGGACAAAAGAAUGACACUGCUGAACAUACGUAUAAAACGGACCAGGAUAAUUAUGUUUUUAAAAGGAUUAUGUUACUACUGACGCUGUCCGUAGAAGCUGAGACAAAAGACGAGCGAGCCGCCGUUCUGAUCCAGAUCAGCAAGGUCAAUCUGAAGCUGUUCCUGUGGGACUUCAAGUCUAUAUCGUUAUUGCUGUCGAAGCUGAUUACAAAGAACGGCAAGCACACAUGGAAAAACCUGAAGACAGCUGUAAAGUAUUUAUUCAAGAAGUGGGAUAUGAACCUCAACGACACUUCGACUCUGAUGAAAAAUACCAAAAUAUACAGACCUCCCUGUGUGAUAGAAGGAUUUCAAGGUUCAACCAGGGUCCCUACUACUAUAAACGACCUUAGCUACGAAACGACCACCGAGGAUGCUAGAACCGAAGAAGACACAGCCUGUCUGAAAGACGUAGAGAGUUUCGAAAAAGGUAAAAAGAGGUACCCUAAAGAGGAACACUGUGAUAAGAACAAGAGGAAAGAAGAAUUGCUACGAGCUCAGGAGUACCUGGAUGAAGAUGACAGUGAGGAGGGAAUAUCUCUGGAUAUAGAGUAACCUCUAAAGUCUGUUUUUUUAUGGCAGAUAGGGUAGAUAAUAAGAUAAGAUAAGAUACAUUUAUUAAAUUUUCCCAAAAAUCAUACAAAUUA
Messenger RNA from Plutella xylostella (diamondback moth), 1405 nucleotides. The record is from RefSeq and is a predicted model, not a curated record. NCBI's taxonomy places the organism in Eukaryota, Metazoa, Arthropoda, Insecta, Lepidoptera, Plutellidae.